UGCAGACUUUGACCUUGCGCUCCAGUCCUAGCUGGCGGGCAGAGGGCUGAAGUGAAUACACCCCAACAAUCAGGAUCUUCCCUGCAGGAAACAGGACCCCGUGCCUCCAGCUGCUGCCCUGAUUUUCCAGAAGUCUGCGCAAGGGGAGAGGAACAGCGCAGCCGGCAUGAUGCGCGUGGUGGUGAUCGGAGCGGGCGUCAUCGGGCUGUCCACCGCCCUCUGCAUUCACGAGCGCUACCGCUCAGUGCAGCCGCUGAGCGUGCAGGUCUACGCUGACCACUUCACCCCGCUGACCACCACUGACGUGGCUGCGGGCCUCUGCCAGCCCUAUCUCUCCACGCCCAGCAACCCACAGGAGGCGGAGUGGAGCCAGCAGACCUUUGACUACCUCCUGAGUCAUUUGCAUUCUCCUAAUGCUGAUAAAAUGGGCCUUGCCCUGAUCUCGGGCUACAAUCUCUUCCGUGACACAGUUCAGGAACCUUUCUGGAAAGACACAGUUCUGGGGUUUCGGGAGCUGACUCCCAGAGAACUGGAUAUAUUCCCUGAUUAUAGCUAUGGCUGGUUCCACACAAGCCUGAUUCUGGAGGGGAAGGCGUAUUUGCAGUGGCUGACAGAGCGGUUAACUGAGAGGGGAGUGAAGUUCAUCCAGCGGAAGGUGGAGUCUUUGGAGGAGGUGGCAAGAGGAGGUGCGGAUGUGAUUAUCAACUGCACGGGCGUGUGGGCUGGGGCGCUGAAGCCAGACGCCCAGCUGCAACCAGGCAGAGGACAGGUCAUUCGGGUGGACGCCCCGUGGAUGAAGCAUUUCAUCAUCACGCAUGACCCAGCACAAGGCAUCUACACCUCCCCGUACAUCAUCCCAGGCAUUCAUGAAGUCACUCUUGGAGGCAUCUUCCAGCUAGGGAACUGGAGUGAGGUGAAAAGCGUCCAGGACCACAACACCAUUUGGAAGGGCUGCUGCAAACUGGCACCCACCCUGAAGAAUGCAAGAAUUGUUGGUGAAUAUGUCGGCUUCCGACCAGUGCGGCCCCAGGUCCGGCUAGAAAGAGAGUGGCUUCAUGCUGGAUCUUUAAAAGCAGAGGUCAUCCAUAAUUAUGGUCAUGGAGGCUAUGGGCUCACGAUUCACUGGGGCUGUGCCCUGGAGGCUGCCAGGCUCUUUGGGAAAAUUCUGGAAGAAAAGAAGUUGUCCAGCAUACCACCACCUCACCUCUGAGAACUCCAGUAACUACCGCUUUUCCCGUGAGGACUUCCGAUCCCCUCAGCCAAUUAAUCAAUGCACUUUUUGAUAAGCCCUCACUUGCCUCCCCCCUCCUCCACCACUGACACUCCUGGCUUCUUCCCAUAAAGAUACACUGUAAAGGGCUGGAGAGAUGGCUUAGCAGUUAAGGUGCUUGCCUUCAAAGCCUAAGGACCCAGGUUCGAUUCUCCAGAACCCUUAUAAGUUAGAUAUACAUGGUGGCGCAUGCAUCUGGAGU
Messenger RNA from Jaculus jaculus (lesser Egyptian jerboa), 1472 nucleotides. It is a transcript of the gene Dao, whose product is annotated as D-amino acid oxidase. Lineage: Eukaryota; Metazoa; Chordata; Mammalia; Rodentia; Dipodidae. The record is from RefSeq and is a predicted model, not a curated record. The transcript is spliced from 11 exons. Gene Ontology annotation, molecular function: D-amino-acid oxidase activity; FAD binding. The coding region runs from base 167 to 1210 and encodes 347 amino acids.